Pyricularia pennisetigena is the source of this 369-nucleotide messenger RNA. RefSeq lists its product as uncharacterized. The transcript is spliced from 3 exons. The record is from RefSeq and is a predicted model, not a curated record. Bases 1 to 369 code for a protein of 122 amino acids. NCBI's taxonomy places the organism in Eukaryota, Fungi, Ascomycota, Sordariomycetes, Magnaporthales, Pyriculariaceae.
AUGCUUUCAAACUCCACUCUGAGGGCUCUCCGGAGUCCUCUAGUCACGGGCUUCAGGACCACGACCGCUGUUGGCCGGACACAACCAUUUCGGCAAAUUAGAUGCUCAUCAUCUUCUUCUUCUUCUCCUUCUUCUAAGCCGUCAUUGAGUGGAAGCUUCUACAAGACGUUUGGAAGGCCGAUAUUGAAAGUUGUGCUCUCUGCCAUGUUUGUCUAUCAGGUCGCUUAUUACGCCUGGGUCAAGAUGGAGACGGAUGAGAUCACGCGGGACCGCCAAGCUGAGAUCGCCAAGCUGGAGGACCAGCUCAGCGCUUUGCAAGCGCCUGUUGAGUCACCCAAGGAUGCCACCAACGUUGCAGGGAAGAGGUAA